Messenger RNA from Ustilago hordei, 3954 nucleotides. RefSeq lists its product as uncharacterized. The record is from RefSeq and is a predicted model, not a curated record. Lineage: Eukaryota; Fungi; Basidiomycota; Ustilaginomycetes; Ustilaginales; Ustilaginaceae. Gene Ontology annotation, biological process: DNA integration. Bases 1 to 3954 code for a protein of 1317 amino acids. Gene Ontology annotation, molecular function: zinc ion binding; nucleic acid binding. The transcript has 3 exons.
AUGCCACCAAGAGUAGAUAGCGUAGCACUACUCGAACGCACCAUGCAGAUGAUCAGGGAAACUCACACCAACUGGGAUGAAGACCAAGUCUUGGAGCGUGCCUUCUCGCUAAUAAACCUCCAACCCAACACCAACCAAGCAGAGAAGAUCCCCAAGUCGGUGCUCAGCAUCAUCUCGCAAAUCGUCAAGCUCAACGAGAACAACUGGGCCAUCUGGGAGCCGAUGUUCAUGGACUGCAUCUGCCCAAUCAAGAACACCAAGCAGAUCCUCACUGAGGAGAUUCCCAGUGGCCAUACCGACUAUGAUGAGGAACUAGACAGCCACUUGCUGGGUCUCAUCUUGUCCUCCUGUGACCAUGGACCCACCAGCCAUAUCAACACCUACACCGUGCGGGAGCAAGGUGAGGAGGAGCAGCUCGGCUCUACACUCUACAAGAAGCUCAAAGCCACUCUCACAAUAAAUGACAAAGUUAAGCUCUCCGCCAUUCACGACCGGGUACACGAAGUCAAGCUAGCCCAGCGCAACAUUGCCAACCUUGGUAAGGAGCUCGAUCAAAUCUGGAAUGAUGCAGCCAGGCUCGGUAGCCACAUGGACGAAAAGCUCAAGAAGUCUACCCUGUACCGCUGCAUCAAAGACGACUGGCUCUACACCCAGACAGUAGACUCCCUCAAAGCUGCUCAACCUGGUUGCAGCUAUGAGUAUGCCUAUCAUGCACUAGCUAAGAAGCACCAAGAAGCUGAGCUCUCAGGUCGUAUCCGAGCCAUGGCCAGAGCCGCGAGCAAUAGAAGUUCAACAGGCCAAGCUGGCGAGCAUAGGCAGGUUCUUAACCAAGAGGGCUACAAUAGGGGCAGGCACGACCCUGCAAACCCUAAUGAACUGGCCAAGUGCUAUAGGUGUAGGCAACCCGGGCACAUUGCCAUCAACUGCACCAACACUACACAUCACAUGGUACAUGAUGAGGGUAAGCUCAUUGCUCCGACGCCGAAGCAAGGAUCUGUAGAUACUGCUGGACAUGAACGGUUGCGAGUACAGGCAAUAGGUGAUGCAACUUUGCGAGUAAGAGACGUUAAGAUACCACUCACUGACGUACUUCACGUUCCCAACCUUAGCAAGAACCUAUUGUCCAUCCCAGCGCUGACUGAAAAUGGUGCAUGUGUGAUAUUUGAAGAGUCUGGAGCUACUAUCCUCCAGCAUGAUGGGAGCAUGGUCAAGAGCAAGACCAACCGGUGCAAGAAGAGAUGGGAGGUUUACGGUGACUCCCUAGCAGCACAGCUCAAUGAUCCCCUAGAGGGCAUUGAUGCUACCACAACACCAGCAAAACCCGCGAGCCACACGACGAGCAAGCUAUGGCAUGAACGAUUUGCCCAGGCACCCCUGGAGCUGGUACACAUUGACUUGAUGACGGACCUGAAAGGCCAUCCCAACUACCACCAUGCACUGGUAGUUGUAGAUGACUCAUCAUCCUAUGUAUAUGUGAAACCACUCCUCAGCAAGGCCGAAGCAUUCCCCGCCCUAAAGGCAUGGAUCAAGGCAGCAGAGAUAGCAAUGGACCACACGCUAAAGUGCAUCCGCAGCGACAACGGAACAGAGUGGUCCAGCUUUGGAGCAGAAGAAUGGAAACGAGAAGCAGGGUUCAAGUGGCAGAAAACCACACCUUAUGUCAGUGCCCAGAAUGGGAGAGCAGAGUGCAUGAUCAGAUCCCUUCAAGAAAAGAUGUGUGCAAUGCUUGUCCAGAGAUCAGUACCAAAGGAGCUGUGGCCCUACGCCAUCAUGGCUGCAGGGCACACACUGAACUUGACACCCUCUACUGAAGCAAAUAGGAUUCCAUACGAGGACUUCCACCGCAAGUCUGCGCAUGGCUUGGCCAAGCAGCUGUGUGUCUUUGGCUGCCUUGCUUGGGUCCACCUCCCCAAGAAGGAUCAUACAGGAAAGCACAGCGUAAGAGCAAUCCCAGGAAUCAUGGUCGGCUAUGAUGACGAGCACAAGGGCUGGAAAUUCUUUACCCCCGGCCACACCCCAUCUAUACAGUGGAGCAACUCAGCCACAUUCCAUGAAGCCAAAGGUUGGCAUGAUCGCCCCAGUGUGCAGAGCCCACUGCAGUUCGGCUUCGAGAGCCUCGAAGCAGAAGAUACUAGACCCGAGACAGAUAGCGACAAGCCCGAAUUGGAGGUGGAAGUACUCGACAUGGAGGACCCACUUCCCAAAAUACACACUGCACUGCCCGCCGACCCUAUAGAUGACAACAGGUUGGAGCUCGAUGUUGAAGAGAUAAUUGGAGAAGCACACACAGCCACCCUGAACCUCACGCCAACCUUAAAGGAAGCACUCGCCAGCGAUGAUGCACAACAAUGGCAGGAAGCCAUACGCAAGGAGCUGGACGGACUUGAGGCAAUGGGAACAUGGGAGAUUGUGGAUGUUCCACCAAACACUAGACUUGUCGACUCCAAAAUAGUCCUUCGGCUCAAAUUGGAUGCCGAUGGCAUACCAGUCCAGCACAAAGCGAGACUCGUCGCACGGGGCUUUACACAGCGGGAGGGUAUCGACUUCGAAGAAACCUUUGCACCUGUGGCACCGCUCAGCGCAAUAAGAGCCCUGUUAUCUUUGGCAGUGGAGCGCAACUGGGAAGUCCAUCAGCUUGACAUCACAAUGGCUUACCUCAACUCCACGCUCAACCAUGUGAUCUACAUGAAACCACCAGAAGGUGCCAAAGUGCCAAAAGGGAAAGCCUACCGAGUCAUCAAGGGACUGUAUGGCCUUAAACAGUCGGGAUGGGAAUGGAACAUGGAGUUUGAUAAGUUCCUGCGAUGCUCAAACUUCCACAGGCUCGACUGUGCACCAUGCAUCUACACUAGAGGAGAAGGAGAUAACUUUGCAAUAGUGGUCAUCUAUGUUGACAACACACUAAUUAUAGCUCCAACCCUAGAAACAGUAAGGCAUAUCAAGGAGGAAAUAGGCCAAAGAUGGCAGAUGGAGGAUGGUGGCAAUGUCUCCCACUUCCUCGGGAUCAAAAUCACCAGGGAUCGAGAAGCGAAAACCAUGGACCUCGAGCAAACUAGUUAUGUUAAGCAGCUUCUGGAUGAACAUUUGGACAAGCGCAGAAGGAAGUCUAGCGUACCACUCCAAGACAUUCCAGUCCCAGAAAUGGCAGCAAGCAUAGCAGAACGAAAGGAGUACCCACAGAUCGUCGGCAAACUCCUGUGGUUGUCUAAUGGAACACGUCCAGACAUCAGCCAAGCCAUCGGCAUCCUUGCACACUAUAUGACACAACCGUCAAGGGAGCACUACAAUGCUGCACAGAAAGUACUCCAAUAUUUGGACUACACACGAGAUAUCCGCUUACAAUAUGGCAGCAACAAGCAACAAGACUUUCUGAUGGCACACAGCGAUGCAAACUGGGCAAGCGACGCUACAGCACAACGCAAAAGCUCAUCUGGUUCAGCAGUGUUUGUAUGUGGCAACCUGGUAGCAUGGAAAUCAGCACUACAGCACUGCACCGCCUUAUCGGCAGUGGAAGCAGAAUUUGUAGCUGCGACAGAAGCCGCACGAGAGGUCCUGUUCUUCAAACACCUCUUCAAGGCCAUUGGAAUUGAUGUUGGUAUCCCUACAAUCUUUUCAGACAACACUGGUACCAUCCAGGUUAGCAAGGACCCUGCACAACGCUGGAAGUUAAAGCACAUUGACACCAAAUACCACUUCAUCAGAGACAAUGUGCAAGAUGGAAAGGUCAAGAUCAAGUACAUUAACACUGCAGAUAACUUGGCAGACCUCUUUACCAAACCAGUGGGAAAGACUAUACUACAGUGUGUGCGACAGGGACUGGGACUAAAAGCCCAGCAUGAUGCAGUGGCUCGGCAGUCUCCUGCCUUGCCACUGAGGGAGGCAGUUGAGGGAGUUGAAGUAGAUAAAGCUACACAAAGCCUAGAGACAGCGAGGGUAAUGCUUACGGCUGAGUGA